Messenger RNA from Trypanosoma theileri, 2049 nucleotides. RefSeq lists its product as uncharacterized. The record is from RefSeq and is a predicted model, not a curated record. The transcript has a single exon. Lineage: Eukaryota; Euglenozoa; Kinetoplastea; Trypanosomatida; Trypanosomatidae. The coding region runs from base 1 to 2049 and encodes 682 amino acids.
AUGCAUUUGGGGUUGCGGCGUCUUCUUGCUUUGUCAACAUCCAGGCGUGUGCUUCCCGGUAGUCAUACUUCGUAUUUCUGCUUGGAGCACAAGAGGCACUUACUGCACCUUUCCUCAAUUAAACUGAAUGCUUCUGGGAACUUUUUCGCUGGAGAUGCUUUUGAGGAAGAAGAAAUACAACAACAACAACGCCAAUUAUUACAUGAAGAAAGUGAACAACAAGAAAAAGAAGAAGAGUUUAUCAAUAACACUUUAUCUGUGGGGGAUAAGAUGAAGAGUGAUACAUUUAUAGCUGAGGAAAAGACGAAUGUGCCGUUGCAAGAAAUGAGUGAAACUGCAUCCCUUCUUAUCUUGCGAGAAACAGUGCCGCUGACAAGUUCUGAUGAUCUUAAGGAACUUCUUAAAGGUUGUAAGAACGCUAAAGAAGUGAGACAUGUGCUUGAUACUGUUUUAUACCGAAAUCCUCUCACACGUGAUGUGUUGAAUGGUCAUGGUUAUCGAGUGGCUGUGCUACAGGCUUUAACAGCAAUAGCUCCACGUACUCAAUGUCUACAUGAGUGGUUUGAAUGUGUGGAUAAAUUUCGUCGACUAGGAUUUGUAUUAACUCGUACUUUCGCUGCUGAAGGGUUUACAUUAAUACGUCAAUGGCUUUCUCAACAUUUUAGUUUUGAGGGUCGAUCACCACUUCUCGUCACAGAGGGUAUUUCUCAUAUUCGUGAACUUGUUCAGAUGUGUAAAGAAGAUCGUCUUGUUUUUGAUCAUGUCUUAUACACUCGUAUUGUUUUUUUACUCACUAUGAUUGUAGGUUUUUUUGAUCGACAGAACAUUUACCGAUCUUCUUUCCCAGAAAACUUUUCAAAACGUGAUGGUGUUGUAGUUGAGUGGGUCGUUAGUUGUGAAAGAUGUGUUGACUUUGAUGAAUGUGUUCUUCAGUGUGAUGCCGUGCUAGAGGAGAUGCUAGAAAUGCUACGGAAUGAUAUUCCAUCACGACCUAACUUUAGCAUAAUGUAUCGGUUAAUUGAUUACUAUUUUGCAACAGACAAUGUAGAAAAGAUGAUUGCUGUCAUGGAGGACACGGAGAGUUAUGGUAUUGGCAUUGCCGAAAGUAGUACAGCCAAAUUAAUGCAAUUGGCGUGUGCAUUAAAUUAUCCAAAUGUACCGGAACUCUUUGUACGUUGGCGAGUUUCACUACCGCAGUGUGUAUUAGCCGCACCGGAUAUGAGUCGGUUGAUGUUUUACUAUUCCCGUUCAGGUGGAGGACGAUCAUGUCCAGUCUGCGGUGAGCCGUACAAUCACCGCAAUGUCAGUGUUUACAUUUGGCAGAAGACUCCCGAACAUCAGCGGAAUUGUCCAGCGUUGAUGGAUGCCCGGCGGCGUAAAGGUGUACUGGACGAUAAUAGAGAACUUCCACAGAAUCAAGAUUGGAGUGAAAUGGCCUUUGGACUGUGGGAGAUGUCGCAGAGCCGAGCCAUAGAGUGGGGCGUAGUGGAAUGGCGUAGUUUUCUUCUCUGUUGUAUGUUUUCCCCUCGUGCCUUGGAGGCGAAGAAAUUAAUAGAUGAACACUUUGAUACGGCCAAGAUGGAUGACUUCCUGCGGGCUACAUAUAUUCGUUUAUUACGGCAUAAUGCCCCAGAGAAGGUCUUAUCUACAUUAAGUCUUUGGCGUGAGAAGAGUCAACGGACAUCACCUAUUGUCUUGCAGGAGUCUCUCAUGUGUGCGGCGAUGGUGGGAGCUGAAAAGGAACGCUGGAAGGCCAUGAAAGAGAUUUGGAAAUCUCUAUUAGAGAGAGAUAGUUAUGUGAUGCCAUUUACGAAACGGUUAUUGCAAAAACGUUUAAAAGAAUUACGUGCACGUCCAUCUGGUGUAGCAGACGAAGAAGUUGCCUUAUUUGAGGAAAUGAUUGGAAUGCAACCACGACAUCUCUCUCUGUUAGAUAUGAAGGAUAGUACAGGAGACUUUGUGGUGGGCACUUCAAAGAAAAACGCCUAUAUCCCUGCUACUGUUGCUAGACGAAACGAUACAACACGACAGCAGCGUAGACGCGUGUAA